AGUGAAUUUCAUGCAACUUCAACCAUACCAUUCAUUACUCAUUAGGUCCAAAAGCCAGCACCUUUCUACCAACACCAAACCAAGAAUAACUGGUUUGUUUGAUCAAAAAAAAAAAAACUGGUUUGUUUACUGGACAUGAUUGAUGUGAUCAAUAUUAGCCGGCAAAUGUGCACAGUGUGCGAUUACACAGUGAGUGAGAAUAUCUGAGCGAAAAGAAUUUUUACUUUCAUAUCAGCUUUUAGAGUAUCAAUCAGGUAAACUACAUUUUUUUUUACUCUUUUACUCUACAUACUAUUAAAAAAAAGAGUAAAACAUUCCACCUUUUUCCCUUAUUAUGACUGUGGAAAAAAAAAGAGAAUUGCUCUAGCUCUAGCUUUUGCUUUUUUACUUUUAUUUUAUUCUCUAUAAAUUUUCCAGCAGUUUAGAUUACUCCUAGUUAUUCGUACAUUUACCGAUCACAUUCUACGUGUUAAGCCAAAUAUAUGAUACAUCAACAAAAUCAAUUUUACAUUUUCAAGUCCAAAUAUUUUUCUUAAAAAUUACUCAGCAUACAAUAUAAUCAAAGUUUAAGUUACUGGUUAAAAAAAAAAAAUCAAAGUUUAAGUUACUAAACAUGGCCUAUCCAGUCUUAUUGAACAGGUUGUUUCCAAUUUCAACCAACCGACAAAGUUAACAAAAAUGAUAAGAUAAAUACACAUCGCUUGAACCCUGUUAUACAGUACGAACCUAUACAGUUACUACUUACGACCUAAGCAAUGAGGCAGAAAUAUCAAGUUUCCUACCAUUAAUUACGGUAAACCAAACCGAAUUCUAGUAACCAACUUAAACCGGAUCACAACAUUGCUAUUGUAUUUUCCUCCUCAUUUGCUUGAAAUUCGCGGGACGCGAUCUUCGGUGAGAGCCACAAAAACAAAACCUUGUUGUCCAAGACAGAAACCGUGUUGUGUUAACUUGUUUGAUCCGUUUCAUUAUUUGUUUUUGGUUCAAAUGUUGAAACCCAGUAAUUUCUACGUAAAAGUCAAACCAUAUCAAUAUUAAUUUCAAUAUAUAUAUAUAUAUAUAUAUAUAUAUAUAUAUGUAUCAACUCUAAGUGUCUAAGUGCAAGACAAAUCGUAGGCAAAAAAAAAAAAAAAUCGUAGACCUUACAAGUUGACUUUUCUUUCCUUCCUUCUUUUUUUUUGGUCAACGGACUUUUCUUUCCUUCUUUAGUUCAAAGAGACAACAAAGUGGUGAUGAAGAAGCAAGUGGUCUUUGGAGUGAUCUUGCUUGCACUCUUCUUGAUUUUCAUUAACGCCAAACAAGUAGAAGCCACAAGGCUGUUACGAACCACCGUCGAUAGUGAGAUCCGGUCUGUGUUCCAGUCGUUGCAGAAGGGUACGGUUCCUGAAUCCGGCAGGAACCGUUGCACUCAUAUCCCCAAAGGCUCGGGAAAGUGCCACGGAUGAACACUCGCGUAUAUUUUGAUCCCAAUAUUUUGUUCUUGUAUAUAUACGUAACUGUUCCUGUAUACAUAUGUACUAUAGCAAAUAUAUGGUACAUGUUUCAUUGUUUUGUAGACUUUAGAAACAAUUUGAUAGUCAGUGACAAAAAAAAAAAGAAACAAUUUGAUAGUUAAAGGAAAUAAAUUAUUUGAUUAUUUUACAGAUCAUUGUUUAUGUUUUGAUAAACCGGAAGCCUAUCAUAAAUUCAAUAAAAAGGUUUUGUCUCUCUAGUGGUUAUCAAUUCUGAUCAGCUUCAAUUCAAGUACUAAAAAUAAAGUAACCAGUCUAAAGAUUCCGGUAAUGUUUAUUCGGCGUAAGUGUCGUCAAACGCUCAAUAUUAUUCGCAAUCCGAUACAGAGAACCGAAUCAGAAACCAAACCGGUUUAGAUUGGUUUGAUUCAAAUGUUGUUCUUCCUAGGCGAGAGAGGUUCUUAAAACACUUAAACCUUCAACAAUUUCGAUUGAACAUUUUCCCGAGAUUUGGGAGUAUCCAUAAACCCCAAUAUUGUUACCUUUCAAAACCAAAUAAUUAACUACUAGCACCAAUGGUCUAUAGGUAAAUCAUUUGGGCACUAAUGCAGAUUCUGAUGUCACAGGAACGUUAUGAAAUCGCGGUAUCUUGUGUGCGUAAAUUUCCAGACAAAACAUAUCAGAUUCAUAUCUUGUGUGCGAGAGAGGUUCUUAAAACACUUAAACCUUCAACAAUUUCGAUUGAACAUUUUCCCGAGAUUUGGGAGUAUCCAUAAACCCCAAUAUUGUUACCUUUCAAAACCAAAUAAUUAACUACUAGCACCAAUGGUCUAUAGGUAAAUCAUUUGGGCACUAAUGCAGAUUCUGAUGUCACAGGAACGUUAUGAAAUCGCGGUAUCUUGUGUGCGUAAAUUUCCAGACAAAACAUAUCAGAUUCAUAUGUUACUGUGAAGCAGGAAACAUAAAUGAGCUUAUUGUAGUUGCCGUCAAGGCCUGACUUUUUGUAACGUCUUCAUCAAGAAGAGACGUCGGAAGGAAAAACCUCCAGCCACGAACGGUGUAAGUGGGAGUACACUGCCGUGAGAAC
Brassica rapa (field mustard) is the source of this 2538-nucleotide messenger RNA. RefSeq lists its product as uncharacterized. NCBI's taxonomy places the organism in Eukaryota, Viridiplantae, Streptophyta, Magnoliopsida, Brassicales, Brassicaceae. The record is from RefSeq and is a predicted model, not a curated record.